UUUGAUCUGCUGCUGCUGCUAUAGUUGAAUAUAGUGUGGGAAGUAGAGACAAGAGAACAUGAAGAACAGUUGUUCUGUCACUAUCUUAUUAAAAUUACUGUGCCCAUGUAUGGCAUUUGUCAAGGUCCCAACUCCCAACGUUUUCCACAGGAUAAAGUUCAACUUCCGCGUAAUAAAUUCUACAGUCGGGUAUUGGCGGUAAAGGAAAGUGAAGCGUGGCGUUUGAUAGAAGAGAGCAAGGAUGGAGGAAGAGGAAGUGAUGUCUUGCUCCUCUUCUGAUUCCGGUGAUGAAGAAUUUGAAGUUGAAAUUGAACAACUCAAAUCUCAGAAUGUGGAAGCCCUCCUCAGGGGUAACCUCAUCGUAAAGAGACAAUCGUUGCUACCGCGAGUAUUGUCAGUAGGUACAACAAAUGGUGGCGCUGUUUGCAGAAAGCCAUUUAAACCUCCAUCCUCUAAAUCCGAUGCUAAUUAUAACAAUAAUCAAGACCUUACUCGUAGACUCUCUGCUCGCAAGAGGUUUGUCCCUUGGGGCUCUACUACUCCUACCCCCAUUCCCGUACCUUUAUCAGAGUUGAAUUUGAAUUUGAAUUUAAAUGUCGCUGAGGAGGAGGCUAAACCGCCACCUUUGCCACCUGGAAUUGAUCCUCUAAUACUGUGGCACCCUCCCCAACAACCCGACCAUGAUGACUCUUCUAAUUCUAAUUUCACAAAAAUAGCAGUUGAUCCAUUGCUUGUUCGUUUCCUUCGUCCACAUCAGAGAGAAGGGGUUCAAUUUAUGUUUGACUGUGUUGCAGGACUAUGUGACUCACCGGAUAUACAUGGUUGCAUUUUGGCAGAUGAUAUGGGUUUGGGGAAGACACUGCAAUCCAUCACAUUACUAUAUACUCUUAUUUGUCAAGGCUUCGAUGGGAGUCCUAUGGUUAGAAAAUCCAUCAUUGUCACUCCUACCAGCCUCGUCAGCAAUUGGGAAGCUGAAAUUAAAAAGUGGGUUGGAGAAAGACUUCGCCUUGUUGCUCUUUGUGAAACCACAAGACAAGAUGUUAUCUCUGGGAUUAACAAUUUUACAAGUCCCCAAAGCAAUUUACAGGUGCUCAUUGUUUCAUACGAGACAUUCCGCAUGCAUUCAUCAAAGUUUAGUUCUAGUGGCUCGUGUGACCUUCUCAUAUGUGAUGAGGCUCACAGACUCAAAAAUGAUCAAACAAUAACAAACCGGGCAUUGGCUGCUCUCCCGUGCAAACGUAGAAUUUUGUUGUCAGGAACUCCAUUGCAGAAUGACUUAGAAGAAUUCUUUGCAAUGGUUAAUUUCACUAAUCCCGGAAUAUUGAGUGACAUUGCACAUUUUCGACGUUACUUUGAGGCGCCUAUAAUUUGUGGAAGAGAACCUGCUGCUACUGCAGAAGAGAAGAAACUUGGUACUGAACGCACUGCAGAAUUAAGUGCCAAAGUUAACCAGUUCAUAUUAAGACGGACAAAUGCAUUAUUAUCAAAUCACUUACCACCGAAGAUAAUUGAAGUUGUUUGUUGCAAGUUGACUCCGCUACAAUCAGAUCUGUAUAAACAUUUUAUACAAUCCAAAAAUGUUAAACGGGCGAUUACUGAAGAAGUGAAGCAAUCGAAGAUUUUGGCCUACAUAACAGCUCUAAAAAAGUUAUGCAAUCACCCAAAGCUCAUCUAUGAUACCAUACGAAGUGGGAGUCCAGGAACUUCAGGUUUUGAGGACUGCAUCCGAUUUUUCCCUCCAAACAUGUUAUCUGGAAGAUCUGGAUCAUGGACAGGAGGGCAUGGAGGCUGGGUUGAGCUUUCCGGAAAAAUGCAAGUCUUGGCAAGAUUACUUGCUCAAUUACGUCAGAGAACAAAUGAUCGCAUUGUUCUUGUCUCAAACUAUACUCAGACUCUUGAUCUUUUUGCACAACUAUGUCGGGAACAAAGGUACCCUCACUUGAGGCUUGACGGUGCUACAUCAAUCAGUAAAAGGCAAAAAUUGGUCAACUGCCUGAAUGACCCGUCUAAGGAUGAAUUUGUUUUUCUCUUAAGCAGCAAGGCUGGUGGUUGUGGACUCAAUUUGAUUGGGGCAAAUCGACUUGUCCUGUUUGACCCUGAUUGGAAUCCAGCAAAUGAUAAACAAGCUGCAGCAAGAGUGUGGAGAGAUGGACAGAAGAAAAGAGUUUACAUUUAUAGAUUUUUGAGUGCUGGAACAAUAGAAGAAAAGGUCUACCAGCGUCAGAUGUCAAAAGAAGGGCUGCAAAAGGUCAUUCAGCGGGAGCAAAAUGAUAGUGUUGAGGCACAGGGUAACUUUCUUUCGACAGAGGAUCUUCGCAAUUUGUUUACUUUUGAUGAGAAUGUCAAAUCAGAGAUUCAUGAAAAGAUGCGAUGCAGUCGGUGCCAAACAUGUGAUGAGCCACAAAAUACUGAUCUCCUAUCAACAAUGAUUAAUAGCGAAUGCGAUGAUGAUGAAACCUCUGAUAUAGGUGGAUUUGCUGAAAUUGCAGGCUGCUUAGGGAAUUUGAAAAGAUCAGAAAAGCAGGUAGGGAAUCCAUUGGAAGAAGAUUUAAGUAGUUGGGGGCAUCAUUUUUUCCCAGCUUCUGUACCGGAUACUAUUCUUCAGUCUUCAGCUGGCGAUGAGGUGACUUUUGUCUUUACAAACCAAGUUGAUGGAAAGCUGGUACCCGUGGACUCCAUAGUCAGUCCCAAGUUACAGAAAAAGGAAUUACACAAGCCAAGGCGGAACGUUGAGCGAAAAUCCACCCCUUUUGCUUUACAUGAUAAACUUGUACCACUACGUUCUGCAUUCGGUAUUGCCAAUAUGUCAUGUUCGUCUUCGAUUGCUCGGAGGAAGGAAGCAACGAGUAGUGUAAGAAUUACCAAAAAUAUUGCCCUGAAAAACACCGAACACUCUCUUGUAAAUGAAGUAUCACGACAGAAAAGAUCAUGCCCUGCUGAUACCAAUGAUGGGCACUCAUAUGUAAAUGAAGUACCGCAGAAAAAAACAUGUCCUGUUGAUAACAAUGAUGAUUUUGAGUAGUAUGUUUUUUUCCAAAUUUGGUUUAAUGUAUUGACACUCCUCUACUUUGGAAAUUAACGUCAUAUUGUCAGCAUAA
Molecule: messenger RNA, 3098 nt
Organism: Cicer arietinum (chickpea)
Lineage: Eukaryota; Viridiplantae; Streptophyta; Magnoliopsida; Fabales; Fabaceae
Product: protein CHROMATIN REMODELING 25
Biological process (GO): reciprocal meiotic recombination; double-strand break repair via synthesis-dependent strand annealing
Cellular component (GO): nucleus
Molecular function (GO): ATP binding; DNA translocase activity
Source: RefSeq, a predicted model, not a curated record